CUGAUUAACUGACAAUAAACCGGACUAAGCGACAUCGGCUUUUUAUAUUCCAAAGGAUUCAAAUCUGGUACCAAAAGUCCCAUGAGCGCGCUCGUCGUUCUGCGCCUCUCGAAGUUCAAAACUAACAGGAUCGAGCAAUUUGUAGUUCUCUCUAGUUGUGUUAUUUAGGGCCUGCACAUUUGGCGAUGUUACAAUGGAUGGGAGGAUCAAGGCGGAAAGUCACAACUUCAAGAAAGUCAACACAAAAGAGGCAAAAACAAUAUUUUGAACAAAGAAAACGGCAACAGCAACAGCAAAAUUCAAAUGGCCUGGAGAGCUAUUCUGAUAAAAAGGCUCCAUGCACACAAUGUCCUGAAAACAAUAGAUCACUGGAUAUUCUCAGUCUGCUAAACUUAUCAAAGAAUGGCCAGGAUUUCACUACCAGAUUUCCAGAAGCUCAAGGAAGAGGAAGUUCAAAUGGUCAACAUACAACACAAAACUCUCAAACUGCACUUCAAAUGGAAAAUGAAAACAUCUGUCCAUCUGAAGAUGUUGAAAUCAGAGAAACAAGAAAUGUGUCCGAUCACGUGGAGGAGGCAGGAUGUCAACAGGAGUUUUUAUUUGAUUUCUCUUCUAGUAAUCAUGAUGCUCCAAAAGGGAACAAUGAGAAAGAUCCAAUGAAGAUGACUACAGACCGCAAGUUGUCUGUCGUUGAUAUGCUUGGUGAUGAUGGACAAAAUAGCAGCUCAAGAGGAAAUUUAGUACAUGAGAACCAUGUUGCAUUUUCAGUUGAAGGUCUAGGAAAAGUGGAAAUGGAAACUCCAGUUCAUUCACCGCAACAUCCUACAAGAAAAUUCGCCUAUGGAUUCCCUGGACCUUCCAAAAUUUUCAAGGGAUCUUACACUUCCAAGAAUCUUAAUUGCAGUCUAGAGGACCAAUUUCCUGAAUUGGAUGAUAUGGCUGUUUGUGGUGACAUUUCAACUGAUGCCUGUUCUUUAGAACCCCCUCCUUAUUUAGGAGAACUACACCGUAACUUGAAGCAGAAAACAAUGGUUGAUAAGGAAUGCUUGUUGCAUGAUGCUGAAGAUUUUUUAAGCAAUGAUGAAUUUUAUGAUAGCAGGUUUAAAUGGCAUGGUAGAUAUCUCUUCACUCUUCCUCUACUACUUUUAGCAUUAGGAUGUUUAAGAAAAAUCUAGCUUCUUGGAUGAGAAAUUUCUGGAAGAUAAUUGUACAGUAUCAUGGAAGAACUGGUCAUGUGAUUUGGAUUAUAUGAGAAGUAGGAAGUGUGAAAAGUCAGACUUCUCUUUUGAAGGUGGUCAUAUGCAAAAAAGGAGAGCUGGAGUGGACUCAGCAGGCUGCUUCAAUGUUUCAGGGUUAUCUUCUCCAUAUAAGCACCAAAUCAAUCAUCAUUAUGAUUUCAUGACAUCUGACAUGACACGGUGUAACUCCCAGUUUAGUGAAACGACCCAUUCUUCAGAUUGGCCUUCCUUCGCAACACCAGAUGCAAGACACGAUUUACACUUGUUGAGCCAAGAUUCAUUCUUGUCCCAUCCAGCAUGGCAUGAAGGAACAAAUAAUCCAUCAUCUAACUUCAGAAGGCAUGCAACUGAUUCCAGAAGCCCUUUCAGUAUGAAAAGUAAUACAUUUUCCGGGGGAUUUGGCAUGAAGAGUAAUAUUAACAUGAUGUCAGAUUUUUCAUCUCGAGAAGAUGAUUGGUUAUUUGAAGAAAGACGCAAUAUUAAGAGUUAUGAUGGUUCUAUCAAGGCAUCUGAAACCCCAAACCAUUGGACCGAAGAGCCGUUUGAUUCAGAUUUCAACUUGAAAUUUUGCGUUGAUGAACAUGGUGGCAACUUUUUCUCAGAUAAAGUUGCAUUCUCCCAACAAGUUAGUCCUGUAAAAGAAGAAUAUGGACAUGAUCAUCUUUUCAAUGAAGAGAAAGAUGACUCUAAUAUACAGAUUCAGAAGAGUGUUAGCACACGAGAAAGUGAGUCAGUAACUCUACCAGCUGUCACCAGCACAUUUCAUCAGCAUAAAGAGAAUAGUCAUGAAUGCAAUUACUCAUCCUCAAAAAAUGGCACAUCAAUAAACAACCUGGAAUCUGAAGAAUCACAAGUCAAAACUCCAGAAAUAGAAAUCACCCCAGCUCCAAAUGCAUUACUAUCUCCAGAACCUUCAGAAGGGGGAUCAUCUUCUGUUGAGAUGCCCCAUUGUCAUGGCUUAAACAAAUGCCCAGAUGCGACACAAACUUCUCUCCAGACCCAAAAUGAACAUAAAGAAACAGAGGAUUCUGGACCAAACAGUUGCAAAGUCAUGAUGAUUGGGAGAUAUGUUCUUCCACUUCUGUGAGUAUCAGUAUAUAUAGAUACUGAAGAAAGCAUCCAAAGUAGGUAUGAAUAUGAAUGAUACUUCUCAAUUCGCAUGCAACUGAGGCUAAUAAAAUUCAUAAAAUACAACAUAACUUUAGCUAAGCUAGUCCAAUAUGUUGCUAUUACACAUUGCUAGUAGCUUUUGAAAUGACAGGAGCAGGACAAAUUUAAACCAAGUAUAUCCAACACAAUGUUAGCAUAGAUAGAAACUUUCAACCAUUAGUGCCCAUAGAUACACAUUAACUACAAAUAUUUUUCUCCAAGAGAAGAAACACAAGUUUAGUUACUCAUUUUAGGCCCCAAUGCAAAGCCUUCCCUUUAUUGAUCGCCUGAACUGCAUGUGACAUCUUAACUUCUUAACAUCAGACUGUUUGAGGGGUUUAAGGAUGAACUCUUGAGCACCUUCUUCCAAACACCUAAUUCAAAACAGAAAUGUCAAGCACAUCCAUACAUCAUAACCAAAAUUUUAAUUCAUAAUAAAGAUCGAUCAAUGGUGGUUACUUCUCGAUUCGAGUGGGGACAUUCUCUGAUGAGACUACAAUCACCGGGAUCUCUUUUAUAUCAGAUGAUUCCUGUUACAAAAAUUAAGGUUUAAUGUUACAAAAAAAAAAGCACUACUAGCUACUUAUAUAACAAUGUUACAGAAUGUUAAUGUUAUAUUACCUUAACCUUUCUAAGGAGAUCGUAUCCUGUCAUUCCUGGCAUACAGUAAUCCGUAACUACUAAAUUUAUCUUAGGUCCCUGCUUUUAAUAUCCAUUUACCAAAAAAUAAAAAAUAAAUCAUUAAUUUGGUAGGUGUGUUACGACAAUGCAUGUUAUGAGAAAUGUAAAUUUAAGAAUUGUGUCCAUUAAGUAGUACUACAGUAACUUACUUUGUUCAUAUGAGUGUGUUCGUCUUCUCCUUGGCCUAAAAGCUCCAACGCCUUCUGCCCACUUUCUGCUGUAGUCACUGCCACAUUGACAAAAUGACUAGUAAAUUCCUUGUAAGGCUUUCUUGAUUUACACCUUUAUUUUGUUUUUAAAUAAUAUGGAUGAUGGAUAGCAGAUAACUUUUUUUUUUCUUUCGUAAGUGUUCAACCUUAAAAGAUGUGAAGUCGGAAUACUAGGUAGGUAUGCGGUGAUUCUCAUGGACUCAUAUUCUACUUUCACAAAAAAGAUCUCAAACAUAAGCUUAUCGUGUCCCCCAAAAACAGUUCAUUUAUUUUUAAAUGCUACUUAUUUCUGAUGGACUAAAUGUCAAUAGCAACAUAUUUUUAUUUAUUUGUGUAUAGUAAUAGUAAUAUGCUAUUUUUAUUUCUUAUGUUGGUAAAGGAGGGCUGCAAACAUUGUGCUUAUAAUUUAUGCUCUUAUAAAUCUGUAUUUGGUAGAAUAUAUGAAAAUAUAAGAUUGUUAAUUUCUUUUAUUAG
This is a messenger RNA of Lactuca saligna, 3751 nucleotides long. Lineage: Eukaryota; Viridiplantae; Streptophyta; Magnoliopsida; Asterales; Asteraceae. The record is from the annotation of a GenBank genome assembly.